Clupea harengus (Atlantic herring) is the source of this 3054-nucleotide messenger RNA. RefSeq names its product URI1 prefoldin like chaperone (gene uri1). The record is from RefSeq and is a predicted model, not a curated record. Gene Ontology annotation, molecular function: transcription corepressor activity; chromatin binding; phosphatase inhibitor activity. Gene Ontology annotation, biological process: negative regulation of phosphatase activity; negative regulation of transcription by RNA polymerase II. Lineage: Eukaryota; Metazoa; Chordata; Actinopteri; Clupeiformes; Clupeidae.
ACACCAGGAGCAAACAGACGGAUAUGGCGCAGCGACAGGGGCAACGCUAAACAUCUAAGGGGAUUUAAUUCCGUGGAAGUUUCUGAAAAGGUGUCGGGAUACUAAAAUGUGUGUGUGAAAUGGUCUCACUUUCGGGAUCUUGGAAGACUACUGCAUCAUUGAUGAAUACAACGUGGCUGGGGUUAAGGAAUACCUUCCAUUGCAUUCAUAAACAUUUCUUUAGGACUCACAACCCUUGAGUUGUCUGUGAUUCAGAUAAACAGCAACUAAUUCAUUUUGUUCAACGCACAAUAAGAUGGCUGAAAGAAUAACAAGGAAUAGCGAUUUAGCGCUAGAUGUUGGCAGACUUCGAGAUGAACAUAAAAAGGUGGUGAAAGGCUGUGAGGUCCAGAUUGAACACUGGCAAAAAGUUGAGCAUGACUACGAUUCUCUUCAGGAGCGCCUCAAAACCCUCCCUGAACAGCUGUCUUAUGACAUCAUGGUACCGUUUGGGCCUUUGGCCUGCAUGCCAGGAAAGCUGGUUCACACCAAUGAGGUGACUGUUCUGUUGGGUGACAACUGGUUUGCCAAGUGCUCUGCCAAGCAAGCUCAAAACAUAGUGGAACACAGAAAGAAACAUGUGAAGCACACUCUUGAUGACUUGCACAAAACGGCGAAAAACUUUGAAAACAGAGCCAGCUUCACAAAUGACCUGCAGAAGAUCUCAGGGGGUAAAGGGGACUAUGUGGACAUCAGAGAGGUGGUGGUGAAUGAGGAAGCGUUGACCAAAGGAAAGCAGCGUGUGGCCCACAAGCCGCACACCAAGCCGAAGAUCGAGCACGUGUUGAACCUGGAGGAGGAGGAGGAGCUGAAGAACGGGGGUGGAGCAGGAGGAGAAGACGAAGGUGGAGACAGCGGUAUGGGCUUUUUGUCCGAAGAAGAGCUAUGGGCUAGGUUGGACGCGCUCGAGACUCAGGAGGAGCAUCAGGAUGAACGCGACCGGACGUGUGACAGCACUGACACAAACGGGGAGGACACCUCAUCUUCCUCAGAGGAGGAGAAGGAGAGAGAGGGCAUGGGGCAGACUAAUGGCAGCACUGAAGACCAUAUGACAUUAGACACACACAGCAGCCGGGUCAACGGAGUCACACACACACACCAUGAGGAAGAAGAGGAGGAGGAGGAGGAAGAGGAGGAUCCUAACGCUCUUCCCACCAUCUACUUCUCUCACACCGUGGAGCUCAAGAAGGUGCGGAUCAACACAGGAAAGAACACUAUGCUGAAGUUCAGUGAGAGAAAGGAGCAGAAGGAGCAGGCCAAGAAGAAGAAGAAAAAUGGCAAAGCUAACGGCCACUCGCUCCACGAGCACCACAAGAUCACUACACCAGCUGACAUUUACAGGUUGUUUGUGGAUGUGGUGAACGGCGAGCUCAUCCCACGGAAGUCCAUCCUCAAGUCUCGGAGCCGGGAGAACAGCGUGUGCAGCGACACAAGCGAGAGCAGCGCCGCCGACUUCGAGGAGCGGCGCUCAGCCCUGGGCCGCACGCUCAGCCACGACGACGCCACACACAGCGACACCAGCGACUGCGUCACCGAGGAGGACAGCCCUCCAGGGAUCCCACUGCAUCCUGGGAGCCGCUUCGAGGCGUUCUCUGGCACAGUGGUGGAGAAAGACCCCCUGCCCUCCUCUAUGCCCCACCUGACCUUUGCCCAACCUGCUUUACCCACAAUCCUCGAGCGCAAGUCGGAGGAGCUGUGCACUGAGACACCUCAAGAGCCGCCUAAGAGGGUGUCCAAGUUCAAAGCUGCCCGGCUGCAGCAGAAAUGAGGACAGCUACACACAACACACUCUCUCACUUAAACACAUUCUCUUACACACACACACAAUUCAACAACCCACACCUUUUUUACGUAGCACUUCGCUCCCUGUCCUUCGACUCUAAGACCAGUCUUCGAUUCCUUGUUUUCCACCUCACGAAGGCCUCUUUUCUUCACCUGCCUCACAGCCUUUUGCCAUGUUCAUCCUCCCAGAUCAUGUGAGCAGCCAUGUUGCUGACCACCCUGACAUAUAGCAGCACUUUCGUUCUGAUGCUCUGCUCCAUCAGUUGCCUUGUGAGAGAGCGCAGUAACAAGGCAACACUGGUCCACGCCUCCCCACCACCCUCUCUCCCUCCUAAUCUCCUUAUAAAGUCCAACACUCCACAUUUUUUGAUCACAGACCUCUAUUGCUAUUUCACUGCUCUGGCUCAUAGUCUAAUCUCUGGACCAGUGCAUGCUACCAUCAUCAUCCAAAUUACGAUACUUUUAUGUCAUAAUUCAAUUCUGCGUUUGUGAUCCUAUGUUCAGAGAAUGCGAGGAGUUGUGGAUGAAUUAUAUCAUUUGUCAUCAGCCCCACAAUCAGCCACUGGUUGUAAUCCUCAGGUGUGAAGCUCACAGAGGAAUCAAAGCUGCCUGGCUUCCUCGUAACUACCACCAUCAUUUUCAAAGGGCCUCUGUGUGUGUGUGAGAGAGCAGUGGUAGAAGACAGUAAUGGUCUGCCUGUCCCCCCCCCCCCCCUCCAAAUCCUCUGCUUACAGCUUUUGUAGUUCUUCAUGCAGCUUCUGUGACUGACAUAUGCAAUGUGCUGCUUUCGCCUUGCUGCUACGCCCCCUGCCUUUUCAGCUCCUUAUUUAUAUGGCCCUACUGUCUCUCCCAGCUAAAGAAGAGAAGGAGCUAUAGUAGUAGCUAUAGGAAGUACCUAUUUUUGUGCCCUGAAGUACUGAACCAGUAUAUUUACAAUAAAAGCCAGAGGCCGAUUAUGAAUUGGUCAAGCCACGGGAUUUGUUAAACAAUUUUGUUAGUUUGAUUAGAUUCUGAGUUUUGUUUUGUUGUUUGCUGUUGUUUUUCCUUUUCUACACUACCUUUCUGCUGCAGGAUUAGACAGGGGCUUCGACACCAAACAGCCUCUUUGCACCCCUCUCUGCUCUCUCCGGGUCUUACUUUGUCAUUUUGAAUGUACUGUACACUGUUAUGACUGAAAAAAAAAUGUUGCUGUGAACUGGAGAAGGACAGAAAAUAAAUCGGUUGUUCUUGGAA